This is a messenger RNA of Marasmius oreades (fairy-ring Marasmius), 1596 nucleotides long. RefSeq lists its product as uncharacterized. Gene Ontology annotation, cellular component: nucleus; cytoplasm; nucleoplasm. NCBI's taxonomy places the organism in Eukaryota, Fungi, Basidiomycota, Agaricomycetes, Agaricales, Marasmiaceae. The record is from RefSeq and is a predicted model, not a curated record. The coding region runs from base 1 to 1596 and encodes 531 amino acids. Gene Ontology annotation, molecular function: nuclear import signal receptor activity; protein binding. The transcript has 6 exons. Gene Ontology annotation, biological process: NLS-bearing protein import into nucleus.
AUGGAUGCUGAAUCACGUACCACGAAGGCCCGUCGAGAGGCUUACAAGGCCAAGGGCGCUCUCAAGCAAGAUGAUCUCAGACGUCGUCGCGAAGAACAGCAGGUCGAGAUCAGACGUCAGAAGCGAGAGGAAAAUAUCUCCAAGCGAAGAAAUUUUCUUCCUUCAGCUGGUCAAGACUCCGAUGAAGAAGUGAUCACUGCUAACUGGGGUCCUGCAGAUGAAAUGGUGCAUGGUGUUUUUUCUGAAGAUCCUGAACGUCAGCUGGACGCGACAACCAAGUUCAGAAAACUCCUGUCCAAAGAAAGGAAUCCGCCGAUUGAGCGUGUUAUUGAGUGCGGCGUUGUUCCACGAUUCGUAGAAUUUCUACAAACUGGCCACUCGAUGCUCCAAUUUGAAGCAGCGUGGGCAUUGACCAAUAUCGCAUCGGGAACCGCAGAGCAUACUCAAGUGGUCAUCAAUGCACAGGCUGUUCCAGAAUUCAUUAAUCUGCUUUCGUCUCCUACGCUUGACGUUCGUGAGCAGGCUGUUUGGGCACUUGGAAACAUCGCAGGAGAUAGCCCUCAGUGCCGAGAUUACGUUCUUCAACGAGGCGCUUUGCGGCCCUUACUGGCACUCUUGAGCGAACAUCAUAAACUGAGUAUGCUAAGAAACGCGACAUGGACUUUGAGUAAUUUCUGCCGUGGAAAAUCCCCUCAACCUGACUGGGAACUGAUUUCCCCUGCGUUGACGGUGCUCACGAAGUUGAUCUAUUCUCUCGAUGACGAGAUAUUAAUUGACGCAUGCUGGGCCAUUUCGUACUUGUCUGACGGUUCCAACGAUAAGAUCCAGGCAGUCAUUGAAUCUGGAGUGUGCCGACGUCUCGUCGACCUCCUCAUGCACAACUCGACGUCUGUGCAGACCCCAGCUCUCCGUUCGGUCGGAAAUAUCGUGACUGGUGACGAUUUGCAAACCCAGGUCGUGAUCGCCUCCGGGGCUCUUCCCGCGUUGUUGUCUCUGCUCUCUUCACCAAAAGAUGGCAUCCGAAAGGAGGCUUGCUGGACGAUUUCCAACAUCACAGCAGGAUCGCCUCCCCAAAUUCAGGCCGUUAUCGAUGCAAAUAUCAUCCCCCCACUGAUUAACAUCUUGCAAAACGCCGACCUCAAAACUAAGAAGGAAGCUUGUUGGGCUAUUUCGAAUGCUACUUCCGGCGGCCUCCAAGAGCCCUCCCAGAUCCGGUAUCUUGUUGGCCAGGGAUGCAUCAAACCAUUGUGCGACCUCCUCACCACAAUGGAUAACCGGAUUAUUCAGGUGGCUCUAGACGGACUUGAUAACAUCUUGAAGGUCGGAGACAUAGACAAAGUAGCCAGUGGGCCUGGUGCUGUCAAUCAAUAUGCCAUGUUUGUCGAGGAAGCUGGUGGAAUGAUCACGAUUCACAAUCUCCAACAACACGACAAUUUGGAGAUUUACAAGAAGGCUUUCAAUAUCAUGGACAAGUACUUCCCCGAUGAGGAGGAGGUCGAUACGGCCCUCAAUGCGCCGCAAGUCGAUUCAUCUGGUGCUUUCGCUUUCCACUCAGAUCAACAAGCACCUCAAGGCGGCUUCACCUUCGGCCAAUAG